UACUACUGUUAUGAUUCUGUGACGUCACUGGCAAAGAAAAACUGCAAAAAAAUAAACUGAAAGCUGAUUGGCUGACUGGGACACCGCACCCCACCUGGUUUGCAUAACACCUUUCCUCCAGACGGUCGCUCUGGGAGUGUCCUUCCCGGUAGAGCAGAACAGGUUGGGCAAGACAACCGCAAGGGAGCUGCAAAACGUGACACGGAUCUCUUCAUUCUGGUCCAGCAGAAGGCUUGACUGAAUGGGUCGGAGGGCGGGUUCGGUCCGGUAGUUUGACCAGCGUCCUGAUCAGCUGGGUGUGUGUUGAUUGGAGGAGAUCCAGAUACUUGUAGAACCAAAACGUCACGUCCUGCCAGCCAAUGGAGCCUUUCAAAGGUUUCUGCCUUCACCGGAGCAUCCCCGUGGAGAACGACGAGUCGAUGUCGAUGGCGUCAGGCCUGGAGGCCGCCUGGCUGCCCUCCUGCCAGCGGUGUAAUGAUGACGACGCCCCCAGGGCCAGGCCCCGCCUCCCCGGGGACCCGCGGCCCCGCCCCCAGGGGUCCCAGGUGCACCACAGGGUGCGGGGUCCCCCGAGCUGGGAGGACCAGCAUGGGGGUUCAUCCAGACUGUGGCCCCAAGAGAGCUCUGUGGAGGAGCCCCGGAGCCUGGACCCUCCCCUCCCCCUGGUGUCGGACCCCUUCCCCCCCCGCCACGGAACGGCAGUUGGUGCUCCAAUGAACGGGGGGUGCGCAUGCCAGAAGCCAGCCCAUAAUAACCACGUCGACAACCACCACCAACACCCUCAGCACCGGCCCCCGCCGGGCGACGGCCCCGCCAGACGGAUGGCGCCCCCUGGUGGUGGGAUGGGGGAGGUCAGCGUCAUGACGUCAUACCCCGCGGGGCUGCCGCAGGGGGACCGGACCCAGGAGAUCAGACGGACCAUCAGCCUGCCGGAGGAGUGCAGGAACGUCUUCAUAACCUACUCCAUAGACACUGCCAGGGACAUGAUUCCCUUCAGCAAGUUCCUCUCUGACCAGGGAUUCAAACCUGCGAUCGAUAUCUUUGAUAAUCCGGUCAGAAGGAUGGACAUCACCAGGUGGAUGGACAGCUACCUGAACAAUAAAUCGGUGUUGAUCAUCGUGGUCAUUAGCCCAAAAUACAAGGAGGACGUGGAGGGGGAAGGGGACGACGAGCACGGCCUCCACACCAAGUACAUCCACAGCCAGAUCCAGAAUGAGUUCAUCAGACAAGGCUCGCUGAACUUCAGACUGGUCCCGGUCCUCUUCCCCUCCGCCAUCAAGAAUAAGCAUGUCCCCAGCUGGCUGCUGAACACCCGGGUCUACCGAUGGCCUCAGGACACACAGGACCUCCUGCUACGCCUCCUCCGGGAGGAGCGCUACGUCACCCCCACCCUGGCCCGGGACCUCACCCUCACUGUCAGACCUCUCUGACCUCUGACCCCACCCCCCUGACCUAACCCUCACUGUCAGACCUCUCUGACCCCACCCCUCCGACCACACCUCCCAUAAC
This is a messenger RNA of Gadus chalcogrammus (walleye pollock), 1509 nucleotides long. RefSeq names its product TRAF3 interacting protein 2a (gene traf3ip2a). NCBI's taxonomy places the organism in Eukaryota, Metazoa, Chordata, Actinopteri, Gadiformes, Gadidae. The record is from RefSeq and is a predicted model, not a curated record. Gene Ontology annotation, biological process: positive regulation of canonical NF-kappaB signal transduction; humoral immune response. Bases 360 to 1430 code for a protein of 356 amino acids. The transcript has 10 exons.